Messenger RNA from Didymodactylos carnosus, 815 nucleotides. The record is from the annotation of a GenBank genome assembly. Lineage: Eukaryota; Metazoa; Rotifera; Eurotatoria; Philodinida; Philodinidae.
AUGACAAACCCAAAUUCGACACCACCAUUUUCAUUUGUUACACCUUAUACUACAAAUGAACAAAAUUAUUAUCAACAACAACAACGACAAUAUACAACACCAACAAUGCCACCAAGUUAUCCGUAUGGUGAUCCAACUGCUGCUAAAAUGUUUACAUAUCCAGUUUAUGCACAAGCCUAUGCAAUAGCAGCACAAAAUUCAAAAGAAAUGACCAAACCACCAUUUUCAUACAUUGCACUAAUUACAGCUGCCAUUCAAAAUAGUCCGGAUGGAAAAGUAACAUUAAAUGGAAUUUACCAAUUUAUCAUGGACAAAUACCCGUAUUACAGAGAAAAUAAACAAGGUUGGCAAAAUAGUAUCAGACAUAAUCUAAGUAGCUAUUGGACGUUGGAUCCCGAGAGUUAUAAUAUGUUCGACAAUGGCUCAUAUUUACGUCGUCGUCGACGAUUUAAACGAAAUGAACAGCAAUUGAAAAAAGAAUUAAAAGAUGCUCAAGCAAAUCAUCAACACCAUCUUAAUCAAGUUGCACCGCAAGUACAUCAGCAACAACAACAGCAACAAUAUAGUAGGAAUCAAAAACAUCAACAGAUAAGUCCAACCAAUAGCCGUGGUGGCACUGAAUAUCGUACAAAAAACAGUCGAUGUAGAAAUGAAACAAGAUCAACGAACGCAGGUGGAAAAGACACGAAUGAAAAUAAUUGUUCGGAACAAUCGAAUAAAAAAGUAAAAGAAAUUGUUAUUAAUAAUAAGUUACGGGAGAAAGUGGUAGCGGAUCACUUUGUGAAGCAAUACUCAUAAUUCUAAUCGUUUGCGUU